CACUGUUUAUGUCACCGGCUCAUGGUGGUGGGUGUCUCGGCUUUCAUGGCCGCCCGGCUGACAGCAGCGUCUCUCCGUGUGACAGGAGCUUGAGAGGCAGUAUUCACCCAGCCAGUGGUCGCACAGGAUGUCGGCAGACGACGUGAUCAAGGCUCAUGUGAAGGCUUUAAAGGAAGGUACUGAGCGCGCCCGUGGUCUCGCUCAAACCUUGCUCAACGUGCCAUAUGGGGAGGGAGAUGGAGAGAAACUGGAUGUCUACAUACCCAGCACCAACUCUUUGGAUGUCCAUCUUGUUAUUUACCUGCAUGGAGGCUACUGGCAGUUUCUCAGUAAGGAGGAGUCGGGAUUCAUGGCUGUUCCACUCGUGGAUAAAGGCGUAGUGGUGGUUGCCGUCGGCUAUGACAUCGCCCCCAAAGGUAACAUGGACCUGAUGGUGUCUCAAGUACGCAGGAGUGUCGUGUCUGUUAUUCAGCAGUACUCUCACAUCAGUGGUCUGUACCUGUGUGGCCACUCUGCUGGGGCUCACCUGGCUGCAAUGGUACUCUCCACUGACUGGUCGCAGUACAGCAUUACACCUCAGAUCAAAGGUGCUUUCCUUGUCAGUGGCAUAUAUGACCUCCUGCCCAUCCUGUCCACCUACGUCAACGAGCCUUUGAAGAUGACAGAGGAGGUGGCGGUGAGGAACAGCCCCAGCAAGUUGGUCCCUCAGCUGAAACUCUCCUCCUCCAGCUGCCACAUCGUUGUGGCCGUCGCUGAGAACGACUCGCCGGAGUUUCGCAAGCAGUCCGAAGAAUACUACAAAACUUUGGAGGCAUCAGGACUUAAUGUGACCAUGGAGGAUGUGGCCAACACAGACCACUUCAGUAUCAUUGAGCAACUGGUAGAUGGGGAGUAUCACCUAACAAAGCUUCUCUUGAAGAUGAUGGGGAAGAGCUGAAGCAGCAGUCUUUGAUCCAUCGGCUAAUAACAUACCUCUGUAUCAACAUACACCUCUGAGCAGAGUCACUGUGCACAGAUACUGACAAAAUAUGCAUUAUUUUAGGUUUGCACUGUGGUAAAUGUACAAUUUCUGUCCAUUUUGAUUGAUCAAUAAGGUGGCAUGUAUUGUUUUGACCGUCUAGUUUACAGUUUUGUUAGUUAAUAUCUCUGCUCACUGUAUACUGCUGCCAGAAAAUGUCCUACAACACCUUAUGUUCCAACUACUAUAUCAUAUUAUAAAAACAUUGCGUGCCUAAAACUGAGUCACUACAAGGAUUGUGAUUGUUGCAAAUGAUACUGCAGUUAAACUGUCUCGUAUUCAGUUGUAAAUUGUUUAAUGACAAUAGUGCACAGAGUUAUUGGCAGGAAAUACUGUUCCACCAGCAUACUAUAAGUUGUAGAGCUGAUGGUUGGUUUUGGCAUAUUUCCAGUGUUUUGGGGUGUGUCUGUGUUUUGUGUUUUUUGUUUCCUGUGACAAUCUGCACCACAACUUAAAGAAUCAUGUCAAGAGUACUGACAUACAAAGUGAAUGUAGCUUUUUAUUGUAACCUUCACAAUGCUGAUAUCUCACCCAGGGAAACUUUAAUUUGUUAUCCACACUUUAUAAAUGUUGCUACUGAAAGCUAUAUAUUUGCACUUCCUAUCCUAAAGCAUAUUAAAAUGAACAUAUUUUUAAAGAACAAAUGGGACUAAAUUUAGCUGAUGCACAUUGUUACUUACUGCCCUCGUUCUAGCAUCUUAAAUAAUUGUUCACGUUAUUGUUUACACAAAGUGUUCUAUUAAUCCUGACUGUAGAUCAUAAAGACAACAAUCACAAUAAAUAUUUAUAUUUGAGAACUCUU
Morone saxatilis (striped sea-bass) is the source of this 1820-nucleotide messenger RNA. It is a transcript of the gene afmid, whose product is annotated as arylformamidase. Lineage: Eukaryota; Metazoa; Chordata; Actinopteri; Moronidae. Gene Ontology annotation, molecular function: arylformamidase activity. The transcript has 10 exons. Bases 128 to 937 code for a protein of 269 amino acids. The record is from RefSeq and is a predicted model, not a curated record.